AAGACAGGAAACACAUACGCAGCAUUAAGCACCAGCACACCACUCGUCAUCACCCAUGACGGCAUGGCACAGAGUGCACACACCUCUAUCCCACUCUGUCUGGGCUCUCUGAGUCCCUCUGUUCACUAGGAGCUGGAGAAGACUGGGCAUUGCUGGAGAAAUGAACACCAAAUGAGGACCGUAAGCCAGAUGACCUGUACGUUCCUCUGAAGGACAGAAGCUACAGCAUGACUCCAGGACAUAUCUGGACUUUGCCGCUUUUGUGGACUGUCAUUCAAACUGAAGCAAAGUCUCAAGAUGUUCAGGUCACCUGUUUCUACGCCAGAGACUGCAUCCUGCCCUGCGUCUUCGCCCCAGUGGGGGGUGAGCUGGUCCGCUGGUACGGUCCUGGUAACAGCCUCCUCGUGAGCAGCGGCCAAAACGAUCCUCAGGACCAGACCUAUGUUGGCAAGGCGGUCCUGUUCGAGGACCAGGUUGCCCUUGGUAACGGCUCCCUCCUCCUCCAGCACUGCCUGCCACAGGACAGGGGGAGGUACAGGUGUCAUGUGACAGGCCAGCAGGAGGCGCCAGACACCACUGUCACUGUCAGAGUGGAGGCUCCUAUGCGCUCUCUGGUCCUGGAGACGAGCAGGCUGAGCGGCUACGAGGAGCUGCUGUGCGCCACGCGGAACGUCUACCCUGCCCCGCGCCUGUCCUGGUCAACGCAGCCGCCCACAGCCAAGGAUGCGCUGAGGCAGACCACCCACAAGAGGGCGACCAAGGGCCUGUACACGCUGGAGAGCAAGCUGAGGAAGCUGAGGAAGCUGAGGGGGAAGUCCAGCGUGACGUACGUCUGCACAGUGACCGCUGCCUACGGGGCCCAGACAUGGAGGGCCUCUCUGAGAGAGACAGAGGUCAGCAGCAUUGAGGGAGGUGACCUCAUGCUCCCCUGCAAGGCCCCUGGAGAUCUGCGCGACUUCACCCUCACAUGGUCCUUCCUGCCCGCGGACCACCCCUUGCUCAUCCUCACGUACAACAGCUCCACCCAGUGGACAGCCCAGGAAUGGGCGGGCCGAGCCCAGCUGGACGGGCUCAGGGUGAAGGCUGGGGACGGAUCCCUAAAGCUUCAGAACCUGCAGAACUCAGAACACUCAGGAACCUACACCUGCUCCUUCAAGGCCCACCGGAACACACACGUGGUCCACAUCAGAGUAAAUGUCACUACAAGCGAGAGGGCAGAGGCAGGACAGGCGUCGUCCUCGUGGUGGAUAGCUGCUGUGGUUGUAGCUGUGCUAGCCAUUACAAUGGCAGCUGUCAUUGGGAUCCUGAAGCUCAGAGCUGAUUGCUCUCAGUCGGAGAAGAGGAUGGAGGAGGCCACUGUGAUGCAGCCCAUACAAGAUAAAACAGACACUGAGAUUUCAUCUGAGAACUUUCAUUUGGCAGACCACCAGAGUGAUGGCCACACAUAGCCCAACUUGUCAGUGUUGUUCUGAGAGAUGAAAAUACUGUUACUAUCUAAAUCGACAUCAACUGGUCCAACUACAAGACUGUGUCUACAGUCAAUGCCAUGAUGGACAAACAAUAAAACAAUAGUGUGGUAAUGGUA
This is a messenger RNA of Alosa sapidissima (American shad), 1585 nucleotides long. It is a transcript of the gene hhla2b.1, whose product is annotated as HERV-H LTR-associating 2b, tandem duplicate 1. Lineage: Eukaryota; Metazoa; Chordata; Actinopteri; Clupeiformes; Clupeidae. Gene Ontology annotation, biological process: immune response; cell surface receptor signaling pathway; negative regulation of T cell proliferation. The record is from RefSeq and is a predicted model, not a curated record. The coding region runs from base 228 to 1448 and encodes 406 amino acids. Gene Ontology annotation, cellular component: external side of plasma membrane. The transcript is spliced from 9 exons.